CAUAUUUCACCGGCUUCCAGUUGUUGUAACGGUCUUAUUUUCCGCUCUCUUCUUCUCUCUAAAACCUCUCAUUAAACCCCACUAUUCUCUACGUACAUAUACAUUACCUGCAUAACACAACUGCAUUCAUUCCACUACCCUCUCUUUCUACAUUUUCCAUAUUUCUUACAUGAAAUUGAUCUUAAUUAAGGGAACAAUUUAGGGUUAACAAGCUUGAAAUUCGUUUGAUGAUGUGAAAUGGUAGCUACUGUAACGUCAAACUCGAAGCUACCUUCACCAAACCCAAAGCGGAUGCCAUUGCUGCCUUCAGAUCCCGGAAAUGGAACUUUGCGCCGGCCAAAAGCACGGGAAGUCACUUCUCGCUACUUGUCUGUACAAAUUUCGUCUUCUUCCAAUUCUUCGUCGUCAAGUUCUAACAGGAGCACGACGUCUACUUCAAAUACUACCGGAUCAUUGCCGACGAUUCCGUCGAAAAGGUACCAAUCGCCGGUGGUUAGUAGAGAGGGGGUGACGACGCCGCGGAAUACAGAGAGGGCGGUGUCUGUGGGUAGGAGGCGGUCGGUGGCUGUGGAGGCAACGCCGUCAAAUGCGGAGAGGAUGCUGGUGACGUCGAUGAGGAGUUUGUCUGUGGCGUUCCAGGGAGAAUCGAUUUCGAUACCGGUGAGUAAGGCGAAGACUGCGGGAGGUGUGGGGACUCCGGGUGGUGGUUUGAGGAAAGGUACGCCGGAAAGGAGGAAGUUGACGCCAGCGUCGCCAGCGAAGGAGCAGCGGGAGAGGGAGAAUUCGAUGCCAAGUGAUCAGCAGCAGCACCGCUGGCCGGGGAGAUUGCGGAGAGACAAUUCGAGUUUCUUUACUCAAAGUUUAGAUUAUGGCGCCGAGAAAACUAAAUUGAAUGAAUCUGGGGCUGCAAUCAAGGAAUUGAGGAAAUCUAUGAUUGAUGAAAAUGGUAGAAACAAGUUCGGUGUUACAUUGAAUCCCGAGACUUAUAAUUCUGAGGUUAGAAUGACAAACAAAAUGGAAAUUGGAUCAAAUCUAGCUAUUCCGAUGAAUACAGAUACUGAGACCGUUUCACUGGAGAGUAUUGAGAAUGGAAGUACGACUCAAUUGAGAGGAGUGCAACGGGGAGUUGUUGUUCCUGCGAGAGUUUGGCAAGAGUCGAAUAGGAUACAUAGAGUACCAGACUCCUAUUCACCCAGGUCAAAAAUUAGUGGAUUGAAUAGAACACCAGGUCCAUCAAAACUAAACGGUGCAAACAAAGUUUUGAUUGAGAAUCCUGUAUCAUUUCCUAGGGGAUUUUCACUUCAAGGAGGCACGAAGCCAGCAUCACCGAGUAAGUUGUCUUUGAUGACUUCUACUCCAUUGAGGAGGAUUGAUAGUCCGUUGAGAAUAAGAAAUGGAGCGGGGAACGUGCUGACUGAUGAUAAUUCAAGCAGUAUGUUGUCAAUGAUGAGCUUUGUUACUGAUAUGAGGAGAGGAAAGUUGGGGGAGAGCCGGAUUGUUGAUGCACAUGACCUGAGGCUACUGUAUAACCGGCGGCUGCAGUGGCGAUUUGUCAAUGCAAGAGCUGAGAAAUCGUUGCUAGUACAGAAUGAGAUGGCAGAGAGAAGUCUAUAUAAUGCAUGGAUAUCUACUACCAAAAUGCGGCGUUCUGUCAAGUUCAAGAGGAUUGAAUUACAAUUAUUGAGACAUAAUCUGAUGCUAUAUUCCAUCCUAAAGGGACAGGAACCGUAUUUAGAAAAAUGGGACUUGAUCGACGUAGAUCACAGCAAUGCCAUAUGUGGUGCUAAAGAGGCAUUAGAAGCCAGCAUUAUCCGCCUUCCUGUUGUUGCUGGUGCAAGGGCUAAUUUGCAGAAUGUGGAAGAGGCCAUUUCUUCAGCUGUUGAUGUGAUGCAAACAAUGGCAUCUUCAAUAUGCUCUUUGUUAACAAAGGUUGAGCAGAUGAACUUUUUGGUUUGUGAACUUGCCAACCUAAGUGCAAGAGAGAACAGUUUACUUGAUGAAUGCAAAGAUUGGUUGUCAACAAGAUUCUUACCCUUGCAGGUGAUGCAUUGUAGCCUGAGGAUCCAGUUAUUACAAUUACAACGUCUACAUGCAAGCUCGACAAAGGAACUGUAAAGGUGAUCUCAUUUUUACUGCUUGCCUGAAAUAUUAAGAUCUUCAAUAGCUACUCCUUUUGUUUCCUGCACCAAGAAAGAGAUGGUCUGGAAAGUAUUUCAUACUUGUCUUGGGUCGAAAUGCCACAGAAUGGCCGGAUUCACGGAAAUCAGAUCCAAAAUGUACUUUUAUGCACAUAUUGUAGGAAUUUUUCUUACUCAACAGCAAAUUUAGAAUGUAUACAGGGCUUAUUCUUAUAGUUUGUUCUCUGCAAAGUGUUGUUUGGUCAUGUUAGAUUGUGCUUGUUUCGUACACUUUAUUGGACGUGAUUGGGCAUUACAUUAAACGGCUUUGUUCUUAAUAUUGUCGAUUUAUGAUCCACCUUAUAAAACAAA
Messenger RNA from Olea europaea var. sylvestris, 2489 nucleotides. Its product is annotated as QWRF motif-containing protein 2-like. The transcript has 6 exons. Gene Ontology annotation, biological process: centrosome cycle; spindle assembly. Bases 238 to 2115 code for a protein of 625 amino acids. Gene Ontology annotation, cellular component: cytoplasm; centrosome; nuclear microtubule. The record is from RefSeq and is a predicted model, not a curated record. Lineage: Eukaryota; Viridiplantae; Streptophyta; Magnoliopsida; Lamiales; Oleaceae. Gene Ontology annotation, molecular function: microtubule binding.